This is a messenger RNA of Cebus imitator (Panamanian white-faced capuchin), 3646 nucleotides long. RefSeq names its product G protein-coupled receptor 68 (gene GPR68). The record is from RefSeq and is a predicted model, not a curated record. Gene Ontology annotation, cellular component: membrane. Gene Ontology annotation, biological process: cellular response to pH; G protein-coupled receptor signaling pathway. Bases 2049 to 3176 code for a protein of 375 amino acids. The transcript has 2 exons. NCBI's taxonomy places the organism in Eukaryota, Metazoa, Chordata, Mammalia, Primates, Cebidae. Gene Ontology annotation, molecular function: G protein-coupled receptor activity.
CCUCUCGCCUCAGCUAGUGCAGAGAUUACAGGCAUGAGCCAUCACACCCAGCCCAUUUCUUGUGACCCCUAAGUGCUCCGUGUCUAGCCUGGUGCUGUGAACAUUGGAGAUGCUGUACAAACACUCGUGCGGUGAAAGCCAGGAUACUGCUUCCUCUCACUGACCUCAGUUUUCUCAUCUGUAGAAUGGGGACAUCUCUAAAAAGCUGUUUUUAGAAUUGGACAAGAGAACAGACUGAAAAGCUCUGUACACUCUAAAGUAUUUUGCAAAUAAAAGGUGUAAGUACUCAGGUUUAAUCACUCUUUCUUGACGCCUUGAAUCAGCCAGGAGACAUCGCAAGGGCUGCGUUCUUCUUGUGCCCACAAGGUCCUGCUGGAUCACAUUCCCCUUCCAGCUGCCUCUGUUUCCCUGCCGUGGGAGCUCUUGUAGGGCAUGUGCUCAGGAACCGAACCUGGGACCUUCCAGAAGCUCCUAGUACCUUGCUACUCAAAGUGUGGUCCAUGGGCUGGCAGCAUUCCCGUCACCUGGCAGCUUGUUUGAAAUGUAAAAUACUUGAGCCCCACCCCGGACCCACUGAGUCUGAAACUCUGGAGGGGAGGCUUAGCAAUCCAUCAUAACAAAUUCGCCAGGGGAUUCUGUUGCACCUAAGUUCAAGGACGGCAGCGUUGGAAUACCAAAACCCUCUUUUCUCUCCAAAAUGAACGUAGGGGGUGCUUUCAUCUAAACGUAGUAAAUGUUUCUUCUUUGUUCUGUGGGCUUGAAUGUUUCUGACUUUGGUUGCCAGAAUUAGCUUAUUGUUGGCCUGGGGAAGAGGAAGCACCACCCUAUGCACAUAUACACCCACCACUCGUAAACCACAGCCUGGUGACGUUCAGCGCAUUUCCAGGACGACUGGUUGUGUUUUCAUGGGGAUUUCAUUUGCCGUCUGGGGGGAGCCUGGGGGCCUGUGCUUAUGAAUGGAUUUUAUCUUCCUGUGGGUGGAUUUUCUAUGGACUGCAGAGAACCUGAAGUAAAUUCCUGAAACAGGAACAGCUCUGGAUAGGUGCCUUGAGGACCAUUCGGGAACACGGGCUGCUGUGGAUUUGUAAUCCUGGCAAAGCAUUUGGCCCCACAGAUGCGAGCGUGAAAUUCAGGGACAGGAGGGCUGGCAAGAGGAGGGUGACUAGGGCCGACUUCUGAUUCACUGGGUUGUGGGCAGUUUUUGGAUCAUGGGCUUCAGCUGUGCCUUCUCCCCUUUCUCUCGCCGCCAAAACAUACAAGUGAAAACAAACCAACCAACCCAAAACCUGCCCUUGUGCAUUGCUGGUGGAAAUGUCAGCUGGUGCAGCCAUGAUGGAAAACGGUAUGGUGGUUCCUCAAACAACUAAAAAUAGAACCAACAUAUGACCCAGCAAUUCCAAUCCCGGGUAUAUACCCAAGAGAACUGAAAGUGGGAACUUGAACAGAUCUUUCUACACUCAUGUUCAUAGCAGCUUCAUUCACAAUAGCCUAAUAAAAAAAUCCCAGUGCCCAUCAGUGAAUGGAUAAACCAAAUGUGGGCUGUGCAUUCAAUGGACCAUUAUUCAGCCUUAAAAGGGAAGGAAAUUCUGACAUGUGUGGAUGAACCUUGAAGACAUUAUGCUAAGUCAAAUACGCCAGACACAACAGGCUUGUCCAUUUAUAUGAGGUACCUACAAUAGUCGAGUUCAUAGAGACAGAAAUGGUGGUUGCUAGGGGCUGGGAGGUAUUAUUUAAUGGGUAUAGGGUUUUAAUUUUGCAAGAUGAAAAGAGUUCUGGAGAUGGAGGGUGCUGAUGGUCGCACAACAGUGUCGAUGCACUUAAUGCCACUUACAAGUGGCUAAAGGGGUAAAUGUUAUUUACGUGCAUUUUACUACAACGAAAACAAGAAGCACCUCCCUCCACCACCAUCACUGAAAUUCUAGGCCAGUGUCCUGGAGAGGACGGAGGAGGGUCUCGCCCACCACCAGUGAUGCCCAGCCCUUGGUAGAGCUUGAACCACCUUCUAUAAACAGGAUGGCGGUGGAGAGACAGACCUGGUCCAUGAGUCCAUGAGGGGUGAGGCCCCUCCAGGCCCAAAGAUGGGGAACAUCACUGCAGACAACUCCUCGGUGGGCUGCACCAUCGACCACACCAUCCACCAGACGCUGGCCCCGGUGGUCUAUGUCAUGGUGCUGGUGGUGGGCUUCCCGGCCAACUGCCUGUCCCUCUACUUCGGCUACCUGCAGAUCAAGGCCCGGAACGAGCUGGGCGUGUACCUGUGCAACCUGACGGUGGCCGACCUCUUCUACAUCUGCUCGCUGCCCUUCUGGCUGCAGUACGUGCUGCAGCACGACAACUGGUCACACGGCGACCUGUCGUGCCAGGUGUGCGGCAUCCUCCUCUACGAGAACAUCUACAUCAGCGUGGGCUUCCUCUGCUGCAUCUCCGUCGACCGCUACCUGGCUGUGGCCCAUCCUUUCCGCUUCCACCAGUUCCGGACCCUGAAGGCGGCUGUGGGCAUCAGCGUGGUCAUCUGGGCCAAGGAGCUGCUGACCAGCAUCUACUUCCUGAUGCACGAGGAGGUCAUCGAGGACGAGGACCAGCACCGCGUGUGCUUCGAGCACUACCCCAUCCAGGCGUGGCAGCGCGGCAUCAACUACUACCGCUUCCUGGUGGGCUUCUUCUUCCCCAUCUGCCUGCUGCUGGCCUCCUACCAGGGCAUCCUGCGCGCUGUGCGCCGGAGCCACGGCACCCAGAAGAGCCGCAAGGACCAGAUCCAGCGGCUGGUGCUCAGCACCGUGGUCAUCUUCCUGGCCUGCUUCCUGCCCUACCACGUGCUGCUGCUGGUGCGCAGCCUCUGGGAGGCCAGCUGCGAGUUCGCCAAGGGCAUCUUCAACGCCUACCACUUCUCCCUCCUGCUCACCAGCUUCAACUGCGUUGCCGACCCCGUGCUCUACUGCUUCGUCAGCGAGACCACCCACCGGGACCUGGCCCGGCUCCGCGGGGCCUGCCUGGCCUUCUUCACCUGCUCCAGGACCGGCCGGGCCCGGGAGGCCUACCCACUAGGUGCCUCCGAGGCCUCCGGGAAAAGCGGGGCCCAGGGCGAGGAGCCCGAGCUGUUGACCAAGCUCCACCCGGCCUUCCAGACCCCCAACUCACCAGGGGCGGGAGGGUCCCCCACAGAUGCUUCGGCCUAGCCUGGGUCCCCCGUGGGUGGGGCCACGUGAGGCAGGAGCCUUCAGCCCACAGGCCUCAGGGUUGGCCACUUCCUGUUUCGCUCAGCACCAGUGCAGCUUUCUGCUGAGGCGGCGUGGCCCCUGUGACUCCGGAAGCCUGUUCUCACUUGCCGAGCCCACGGAGACCAUCGAGGGUGGGAAUAAGCCCUCGUCGGCUCAUGGUGGCCUCUGCCGCAGAGUAUGAUGUGGCCAAGCUGGGGCUGCUGGGGCGGGGAGACAGUGAACUGCGCUUCCCGGCCUGCUUCCUGCAGAGAGUUUGUGCAUGGGGACUGUGAGGACGUGGAUGGUGGGAGCCUGGGGGUUUACCUGCCAGGGCUUCCAGUGCCACUGUUGUCACAGACAAUGUGUGUCCAGAUGCCCCGGUGGGACCAGCACUGGAGUCCUACCCACAACAGUGUGGGAAGUGAAGACUGGAGGGGAAAGGAAGGCAG